AUGGUGCCAGUUAUAGGUAUGAAGUUUGGUAACCCAAUCCAAUUGAAGCUAUGUGUAACCAAUUAUGCAGUGAAGAAUGAGUAUGAUUUAUGGUAUGAAAAAAGUGAUCAUAACAGGUUACUGGUGAAAUGUUGCAAAGGUAAGAAGAAUAAGAAUAAUAAAGGUUGUCCCUUUAGGUUGUGGAGCUAUGGAAAGGAGCUAAGAAGGACUAACCCUGGAGCAACAGUGAAGAUCGAUGUGGAUGUGAUGCCUGAUGGAACCACUUACUUCUUAAAGUUCUAUGUAUGUUUAAAGGAUGUGAAGGACGCAUGGAUUCAAGGUUGUAGGAGGGUAAUUGGACUAGAUGGCUGCUUCUUAAAAGGAAUUUAUAGAGUGGAGAGUAAAGAAACAUGGAAGUGGUUUGUUGACCUUAUCCUUGAUGACAUUGAAAUGGGAAAUGGGCAUGAAAUGGUGCCUGCAGCAAAGCAUAGAGCCAGGCACAUAUGUGCUAACUUUUUGAAAAAUUUUAAGGGGCAACAGUGCAAUAAACUUUUCUGGUAUGCUGCUGCUUCUACUACCCAGGCUAAAUUUGAGCAGCAUAUGAAUGAAAUCAAGAAAUUUUGGAGAGUUGUACCUUCUGGUUAUCAAGAAUUUGAAGCGAGGCUUGGAUAUGAUGCAUAUUCUAUAGACCUUGGUAGGAAGACAUGUACAUCUAGAGCUUGGCUAUUAACUGGUUACCCUUGUGUGCAUGCAUAUGCUGCCAUUUCAAACCUCAAUAGGGAUCCAGAGGACUAUGUAUCACCAUUGUUGACCACAACAAUGUUUGGUAAAGUGAAGGUUGAAUUGACUCAAGAAGUUGAUGUGGCAAGUGAUAGUGAUAGUGAUAAUGAAGUUCAAAUGGAGCCUGAUAGUGAGGUGGAGUCUUAUGAAGUUGAUUUUGAAGAGGAUAUUCAUAGAUAUGAAGAUGUAGACCAACGUGAGGCUACAGUUGAAGUUCAAGGACAGGGUGAAGGUCAAGAAGGUGAAGAACUUGCUAUACUUCAAGAUCCAAUUGGACCGGAUGACCAAGGACAAGAUGCAGUUCAAGAUCUAGUAGAAGAGGAGCAUAUGCAAGAAGUACCAGCAUUUCAAAUUCUACAGGGAAAGAGAAGAAGGAAACCUUCAGAAAGAAUCAUGAAAAUUCAGAUAAGAAAGAAGUGGGAAGGGAAACAGUGGAGUAGUGGUGAAAAUCUAAUGGAAUUGGAAUAG
Messenger RNA from Lactuca saligna, 1227 nucleotides. The record is from the annotation of a GenBank genome assembly. NCBI's taxonomy places the organism in Eukaryota, Viridiplantae, Streptophyta, Magnoliopsida, Asterales, Asteraceae.